Molecule: messenger RNA, 9953 nt
Organism: Zootermopsis nevadensis
Lineage: Eukaryota; Metazoa; Arthropoda; Insecta; Blattodea; Termopsidae
Source: RefSeq, a predicted model, not a curated record
AUUAUCUUAUUUUAAAUACAUUGUGAUUUGACGGAAUAACCAAAUAAUUUAAUUUUAAUGUUUAACUAUAUUUAAAGAAAUCUUGAGAAAAAAAAAUUUGGUUUGUGAGUGAAACUGCUGAAACUGUAGUAAUGUCAAGAUAUUCAGUUUGUACAGAAAGGAUUAUUUUUGUGUAAUACUCAUCUGGUAGCUUAUGUAUUUUCAUUUCUGAAUGUGGAAACAAACCUACCUUUCUAGGUUGAAGAUAAAAUUAGAGAGGGCACGCAGGCCAUAUACUUAAAACUUGUGAUGUGUACAGUAUCCAGGCAGCCUGCAUUAUCGCACUGUGUUACAGCACUGUUGUCAUUAUAGCAAUAAUUUGUUCAUGAUGUCAAAGAAACCAUAGACUAAAAGCAGUUGGGUUAUAUUCAAAUACUAGUGCCAGAUAAAAAUCCCACUCAGGUCAGAUGGCAUUUAUUUUAGGUUAUACCUGUGUUCCUCUCAGUCCUGUGGCUCAGAUUUUCUCAUGUUACUAAUACCUUUCAGCUUGUUCAUUAUAACUCUUAGUAAUUUGAUUCUCAGGAAGUGUUUUAACGCUUAUAGUUCCAGAAUUUAUUAGAUCUAGGGUAAGAAAUUGCAUGAAAUGAUACCUAUUACAUUGACUCUCUGUAUGCAACUUGCCUACUAUGGUUCAGGUUCCUGGUUGUUGAAGCAGUAAAUUAACAGGAGUGGAGGCAAAUAUAAAUUUUUAUAUUCAUGAGUAACUUAAAAGUUAUCUUCACAUAUUGGCAAUGAAGGGUUAAAGAUAUUUUUAAUGUUCAGGAAAUGCAUUCUGGACUUAUUCUGUGGAAAGGAAUAACAUCACUAGUCAUUGUGUUGUUUGAUGAAAAUUCAGUUACUUUGGAGUAACCAUUAAUAUAAUUUUAUUAUUAAUUAUCUUUCGUUGUGUUGGGGCAACAACUGGUAUGGUGUGUCAAAUAUUCUCUCCUGUGUAAUUAUGAAAUUUAUGUGAACAUUCUGAAACCUUAUAUAUAUUUAUGUAUAUACAAAGGAUCACUGAAAAAGAAAUUACUGUAUUCUAAAUGACCAGCAACUAAAUGAAUAAGUAGAAUCUUCAAUGACAUAUGGCCUUAUUAAAACUGUAUUUGAGGCUGUAGCCAGAAAUUGGCCUUUAUUGAAAUAUAAACAUGAAGCAAAAGAUGACAAGCUACUAUGAAGACAACAUCGUUCAUUGCACGUAUCAUUUUUAUAAUCAUAAUCAUUCGUUGGUAAGCUAGGAAGAAUAUUUCUGCAGACUUGAAUUUUCUAAUUAUUUUUCCUGAAAAAUGGAAACUUGGUUUGUUAUUAGAGAUUUUAUUACACACCCCUACAGAAUGCCUACAAACAUUAUUUUGACACAAGAAAAACUGUUAUUUAAAACAUGUUAAAUAUAAUUUGUGUGUGAGAAAAUAAUUUUUUCCUGAAUUUCUGUAGAAAGAUAGGCACAGUUAUGCACUAACGGAAAAACACUAUUCUUCACAGAAUGGAUCAUGAAGCCAAAUACUAGAAUGUACAUGGCAUGAGAGUAUGUGUAUGUGUAUAUAUAUAUAUAUAUAUAUAUAUAUAUAUAUAUAUAUGCAUGUAUGUGUGCGUGUCUGUGUGUGUGUGAGGAAGACAGUGAAAUGAUCUCAUUGUGUUGAAAACAAAGAAGAGACAUGGCUAAGACAUUAACUCUAAACAGUGUUCAUCAACUAGGCUGUCAAGUGAAGUGGCAGUGUGGAAACUUUAGUGUCUACAUCAUGGUGAUGUGAUGUGUUGAGUGGUUCACUAAAUUUCUCUUCAUUGAGCCACCUGUCUUCUUCAGGGUUGAUGACAAUCUGAGCUGGAGCCUGUUAAAGAUUAUUUUGUGGACCAGAGGGUGUUUGACUCUGAAGGAGGCAGCAUGAAUUAGUUUGCUUUCUUCCUGAGACAAAACUGCACGCUAUCACUUAAACAUUUCCAUAGUUUUACACCAAGUUGUAAGUAAAUGCACAAUGAAUGCUUCACUAAUACCAAAAAAGAUAUGUAUAUAUUAGAAUAUAAAGAUAUAGUAUGUGAACUUAUUCUAUGAAUUCUACAGGUGCUCCAGUCUUUUUUAAUAUGAUCUGUGGGGUUUGUGCAUCAAAACCUCUUAUUCUAAUUGCUUCUGGGAUUUAAAUCUUCUUUAACCGCUUUGGCAACCAUUUUGUUGUAUAAGCAGUGCAUUCAAAUUGUUUCUGUUGGGGACUUUUUGCCAGGCCUUCAACAAGCAGGUUCUUAAACUAACUGUUCUUCUCCACAUGGUGUUGAGGUUAAUAAUUCAGCCCCCCAUACAUGGUAUAGUGAAUAAUUGAUCAUAGGAAGAGCAUUACUUUUAUAAGACAACAUAAUACAUAAAACUGAGGAAUUCUUUAGUCUGGGAAAUGUUUUGUUAGCUGAAGUGUAGAUAUUGUGUAUUUUCCUAAAUGGGUUGAAUGCAUAUUCCAUUUCAGUUACAUUGAAGUUCUCAUUUAAUGAAUUUGAACACUGAGAAAACCGUUCAAUGGACGGAAUUGAGCACCAAGACUAUUGAUUUAGAAUCACUGAAAUUGAUCCAUAAAUGAGGAAAAAACCUUAGAUUGAGAAGUGUUCAUAUUGGGUUCCACUGUUCACAAGUUUUAAAAAUGUGUACUUCAUAUUCCUGCUUGGUCAUUGUUCUGGUAACGUAUCAUAUGAUACUAACUUUUAUCAGUUUUUUAGGACUGAAAAAGUUGUUGAAACCAUAAAUAUCAUCAACAGUAUUUACAAUAAAGGUGUCCCUUAUUUAUAUAUGCAAUUUAUAUUUGAAAUUUUUAUUGCUGUUCCUAUUAACAAAAUUGAAGGGAAAGAUAUUAUUUUUAACAAACAUAAAUUGAGGAGUUCCAGUGGACAAAGACAAAACAAAAAUUAAAUUACUUCAGUAGCAGUUUCAGAACCUUCAUGCAGUAAGUGAAAAGAAUUCGUAAUUCCUAUUCAGAUUUGUAGUUCAAUUUUGAACAGCUCUUAGAGUUAAUAGUCCUCUAAAUAUGCAUUUGUUUUGAUGUGAAGGAUUAUACAAUUAGAUAAAUAAAAGGACUCAUCCAAAUAACUCUUCUUUCAUUUGAUUUUCUGUAACACUCUACUUGUCUUUCUAUAAUGCUAGUAUGCUUUUCUUGAUAACAUUUUAUAAUUAGGAUGUGUGCUUAUAUGACAAAUACUCAGGAAGUAAAUUUACAGAGCAUGUAUCUUGAAGUGAUUUACUAAAUCUUCAGUCUGUGUCAAACUUUUAUACAGUCAUAACCCAAACUGGAUGAAUUUUUGUAGCUUCUGUCCAUCAAAGCCAGUGUCCUGUUCUUUCAGCCAUUAUUUCACUGCUGCUUCCAUACUGCCAUCUGUUUUAAAUCAUUGAAUUCCAAGAUAUUGUUUCGUGUGUUUGUAGCAUUGGCAAGCAUCCAGGAGGCUAGAUUUAAUACUUAUGAUGUAGAAAUAGCAGUGAAAGCAGUGACUUAAGUAGGCAGGGUAUAGAAAAAGUCAUCAUCCUAUGAUAUGAUGUCUCACUCUUGAUGGGGAAUGCAUAUAAAAAUCGUUUGUCACACGUUGGUGUAUUGUCAGUAUUAAGGAUUCAGUUAACCAUUUUACAAAGAUAUAUGAUUUCUGGUUGCCCCCUCAUAGUUUAAUCCUACAGAAGAUCAUGUGAGAUUUAUGGUAGACAAACUAGCAGUAGGGCAGGGUUUUCUAUGAGUACUUCGAUAGUUCUUCCCUGCCAACUAUCAUUCUAGAUUUACAAUAAACCCAAAUGGCCAAUAUGAAACAACCCAGGUCAAUGGGUGGUACUUUGCCUCCAAACUUGACUUUGAAUGAGGAAGUCUUGUUUUUGAAGGCUGUUCUGUUGCCAUAAACAUUACACUACUUGUCACUGUUCUUUUGGGUUAUGACACCAUGUGGACUUGUAGGUAGAUACCAGAGUUUCAGAGAAAUAUAUUGUCUCGAUCUUGGUGUCUUCCUACAAGUCAACAUGGCAUCACAACCCAGAACAACACUGAAGUCUUCAUCACUGUUAGAACCCAAAUCAUACUACUUGUCUGUAUUUUACAUAUUGUAAUUGUUGGUAUGGUGAUUAAUUUAUUAGGAUGAAAAAAGCACUAAUCAGGACUUGAAUCAAGAAAGGAGGUCUUGAGGAUGAUUCAACUUUGACCUUGUUAACAUCAAAACUUUGUAUUGAUGUUAACUGCUGCUUUCAGUAAUGAAAUUUUUAGGGGUCAUGACCUAUUUUAAGCUAAUUUCCCAACAUUGCCUGGAUUAGCUGAAGAAAGACAUUAAAAAUUAUGUCAGUAUCACUGGUCUCUGGACCAGGAAUUAAAUCAGGAAUCAGCCAAGUGUGGAGCAAUAAUGCUGAACUUAACAACAAUGUUUGCUGCCAUCUAUAGUAUGACAUACACCAUGCAGUGUUUCAUAUCAUGUUGCCAUUUGGGUUAAAGAGUGUUAUGAUUUACCAGAAGCAUUAUGUUCCUGUAAUACUAUGUACUUGAUUUGUAUUUUGUUCCAUCCAUUAUAAUACAUGUUAAAGAAUUUUUGGUGAAUGACUAAAUGAUAACUGUAAAAAGUCUGUCUUUAAAAAUUAAGGCAAAUACAGCAGCAGGGAAGCUCUUAAAAAUGGUUCUGAAAUUAAUUAUGUGACAGAAAAUCCAACAGAACUGAUGAUUCUUUACUCACAUAUGAUUUAAAAUAAUAUAUCCCAUCUAAGUGCUUCCCUAAGAACCAUCUUUUAUGCAUACAAAUUCUUCAUGAUAUUGGCUCUGGAAACGUGGGUAGAAUUAUUCUUAUCAGUAUAUUUUUGCUGCUGGAGUUCAGUGUGUAACUUUUGCUUUUAGGUGAGAGCCACAUUGAAUGUUAACACCAAACAUUCAACGCAGCUGUCUUGUGAAAGCCAAAGUUGUACACUGGAUACUGUUUUUGAGAAUGGAAGUAUGUCCCUUUGCUUCAUCUGUUGGUUCUUUAUCUGGCCUUAAAGUACACAUUGGACUUACUUAAAUUAAAAUUGAUUUUUUCAAAGGUAAGUUAAUGUAUGACAUUAAUGCAACAUUCCAAAUUUUUGUGCCAUCUUCAGAAAUAUUAACUUCAGUAGUGUUGGUGAUAAAAGAUGGUUUUAGAAUUAACUUGUUACCAUAACAUUAAUUUCAACUAUAUAGACAAGUAUAUUUUAAUUCUCAAUCAUGUAUUUAAACUUUAUCAUCAAUACAGUGGAGGUGGCCAUGCAUCAGAGUAGCAUACAACCAAAUUAUUAACCCUGAAACUAAAUUCCAGCUGGUAGCCCUUUAAUUUUGGAAUUGAAAUACUGUUCCUAUAUGAUAAAGGUUAAACUGAAAUUACUACAAUACAAUGUAAUAUGGAUAAUGUGGACCUCAAAAGUAACAACUGUCAAAUGAUAUACUAACAAAGAAUGAAAAAGUAACAAAAAAUAUACUUCUGGUGUGAGUGGAAUGAUUCAUUUACAGAUUGUAUUUAGAUUCUGAAUUACAUCAGAUCCACUUUUGUUAUUUGGUUAUUUUAUUAAACUGAGACAUUCUGAACUUUGGAAAAGAUACUUGUAAUCUGGCCUUGUUUUUGUUAUUCUAGUUGUAUGUGAAUUAGAGAGGAAAAGAGCACAAACAGGCUAAGGGCCUACAUACCUAACUUUAUGAUGAAUUUUAUACAGACUCUUAGUGACCUAGGAAAGUUCAGGAAUUACAAAAAUGCUUUACUCUUGUUGCAUUUUCCUUAUAGUAGGCUCAAAUUUCUUUGGGAUGAGAAUCAUUGUUAUGGAAUACUAAGAAAUUCUGCUGCUUGUAUUUUCACCCUAACCUCUCUCUAAUAUGGUCAGAAGAAUAUUUUAUGUAAUCUAUGUCUGUCAGUUCUUGGACUGAAAAUGUGUACCUGCUACAAAGACUAGGAGGUCAGCUGUACUCCUCCAAAUGCAACAAGAAAGAUUACAGUCUCUGCAAUGCAAUAAUGCUAUGAACAAACAUAAUGCAAACAAGUAAAGUAAAGUGGAUGUUUAGAAAAUACUAAUCAUAAAUGGUGCUAAUAAUUUUUCAGUAUGUAAUGCAGGUAUUGUUGCAGAAGCUUAAUAACUGGUUUAUUGUAUAUUUAAAAAAAGUAAGUGCAUUACUAUAAUCUUGAAAGAGAUCUGUUGAAUUUGUAUUCCACAUAGUGUAUUUGAAGAUGUAACAAUCAUUGAAGUAUAUCUGUUAUACUUUCUGGUAAUAACAUUUUUAGGGAAAUGAACUUGUAUUGUGAGAAGCACAACACUAUUGCUGGAAUAUUAACUCACAUUGAUGGAAUAUUGGACUUCAGUCAAAAACAUGGGUGCCCAUAAAGGUAGUGGCUUUAAAACAGUAACUUGUUUUGUAACUUCAAAUUAACAUCCUGUGGACAACCAUGGUUUGCCCUUUACAUUGCAGUAGUAUUUCCUUCUUUUUCAGAGCCAAAAUUAUAAUUUGUAGACAUAUCUGUUUUGAAGACUUAGUUAACCCAAAAUCAUGACAAGAGGCACCAUCAAAUUGGCAUCAAUGUUUGAAAAUAAGUAAGCUUAAUAUUACUUUCUAUUUGUUUGGGUUUUGGAAGAAAAUGUAACUUAGUCUGAUUUGUCAUAAAAAGUUGUUAUGGCCAAUUGUUAAUACCAAGGAUGAUACCCCAUAAUAGUGGGUCUUCACAACAUAUACAACAUUAUUAUUUGUUUUCAUUAAUCAUGUUAGACUUAUCAGAGACAUCUGCAGAGAGGUUAUAUGAUUAUGGGAGCCAUUUAAAUUCUUAGCUAAGAUGGGGUAAAACAGAUUACCAACACAGGGAUAGAUCAGUUUGUCAUUCACAGAAACAGACCUCCAUAUCUGCAUCAUCUAUGCAUUAUACAUUUUGUGGGUUGAAUGACAUGUGACAGUUGGAAUAUAAUUUAUCAGGUUGGGAUUUGUAGUAAUGUAGUUUGCAACCUAUCUGGUGUAUCCAAGGCAGGAGUUGACUGUACCAUUUGAAGUACCACGCUGGAUCUGCGAACUCUGCUGCCAGAGGUCAAUCACUCUUGAGAACGGGACUAGCGAUCGUCCAUCUAUCGACGGUUAGUUGAAGGUUCGUGGCAAUAGUCAGGUCAUGUUCAGUCACCUGGCCAACAUUUACCUGUGAACAUGUCUGCAAGAUUCGUCGUCCUGUUGUUCGCAUGCUCGUGGGUUCUGGGACUGUGUUGCGUCAUUACAACGAAUCCACAACAAUCGUGGAUUGUGACGACAGAGGACACAAGCUCCUUUACUGGGAAUGACGACUUUCAAUCGCUAGCGGUCGAGUUCCAGCCCACAAUCGAAGGAGAAACAAUGGUCACAGGAGACAGGACAGAGUCUACCACAGUGACAGAUCAGGAGUGGUACACCACACCAACAUCACAUCAAGAGCAUGUUCCAGGAACAGACCAAGUAUCACCUGAAAAUGACCCAGCUCUAUUACAAAAAAAUCAGAUCUCCAAUCGAAAAUGCAGCUCAACUAAUGAGAAAUGCAACAUUCUGGUAAAUAACCUGUAUGUGCUGUCUGACAUAAAACACCGUUAUGCUAGAACUGUGGUCUACAGCAGAAUUGAAAACACAGGGGACACCUCAGACCAGGCCUUGUUCAGAGUGACACUGCCUGACACAGCUUUCAUCACCAAAUUCCUUAUGGAGAUUGAUGGGAAAGUGUAUGAAGCACAUAUUAAGAAAAAAGUUCAAGCAGAAAAAGAAUACCAGGAGGCUUUAGAGUCUGGCCAUACUGCAGCACAUGUUGGUACCAGUGCACGGGAUUCUAACAUGUUUGUGGUGUCAGUGAAUGUGGCAGCAAGAAGCAAAGUGGCAUUCAAUUUAACUUAUGAAGAGUUGCUCACUCGUCGGCUGUCUGCUUAUCAUCACACCAUUACUCUCACACCAGGACAGGCUGUGCAAGACCUUAAUGUAGAUGUAUUUAUUCAGGAGAUAAGAAACAUCACACUUCUAAACGUAACAACUUCUGAUGAUAGAGGAAUUUUACAAUCAGCAGAUGAUGAAGUCUUGGUGGAGUACCUGUCUCCACUGUCAGCUCAUGUGCACUAUGCCCCAAGUGAAAGCAAGCAGCAGAGUCGGCUGGGGUUUGGAUUGCAGCAGCUUAUUAUAGAAUAUGAUGUAGACAGAUCAAUAAGUCCUGCAGGUGAUAUCAUGUUCAUGGAUGGAUACUUUGUCCACUUCUUUGCUGCUGAAGAUGUUCCUCCACUGCCAAAACAUAUAAUCUUCGUUGUAGAUACAAGUGGUUCCAUGUGGGGCCGCAAGCUUCAACAACUCCAACAGGCCAUGUACUCCAUCCUUGACAGCCUCAGGGGGGAUGAUUAUUUUAGCAUCAUUCAGUUUGGUACAAAUGUUGUAGAAUGGUCAAAUCGUCUACAGGACAUGGUCGGACUCAACAGAUACAGCAUGACACAUGAAGCUUCGGAAACCAACAUUGCUAAAGCUAAACAGUUCAUAAAAUCCAUGGAAGCUUCUGGUGGCACCAAUAUCAGUGGAGCAUUGAGAAAGGCACUGCAAUUGGCUGCCAAGCAGCAGUUUGGUGCUCAUGCUGUUGAUGCAACUGGUGAAAAUAGCAAUUUAAGAUCAGAAGAUCAUCCAAAGCCCAUGUUAAUGUUCUUGACUGAUGGAAUUGCAACAGCUGGUGAAUUGCUGUCAUCUAAGAUCUUGGCACAAAUACGAGCUCUCAACACAGAAAUUAGGGCACCCAUAUUUAACCUUGCUUUUGGUGAUGGAGCCAACUACAGAUUCCUGAAGAAGCUGUCACUACAGAAUUAUGCCUUUACAAGGAAAAUUUAUGAAGCAUCUGAUGCAGCACUGCAACUCCAAUCAUUCUACAAUGAAAUAGCAUCUCCUUUAUUAGCAAAUGUCUCAUUUGCUUAUUUAGAUGGCAAAGUGGACAAGAUAUCACUCACCACUAAUUGGUUUCAUUCAUAUUAUGGUGGAAGUGAAAUAAUUGUAGCUGGAAAAGUCAGCAGUUCUAACAAGGAUCAGGUGUAUGAAGACCUGGGGGCACAUGUCAAUGCUUGGAGUGGAACUGAGCAUAGGGAAGUGUCAUACAAGCCCUUCUGCAUCUCCAAGAGUAGCCUGACUGAGCGUAGGAAACACAGUUAUGGUGGGUCUCUGGAGCGAAUGUGGGCAUAUCUCACAGUACGUCAAUUGUUGGACCAGUAUCUCGCCUCCACAGAUAAAGACAGUGAUCCCCUUGGAACGACAGAAUUGAUCAAGGAAAAACAAGCAGACUAUGAAGACUCCAGUCCCAAGGCAAGAGCCUUGAGUCUGGCUCUGAAGUAUGGAUUUGUGACACCAGUCACAUCUUUGGUUUUGGUGAUACCAGUGAAUGGAUCUGAAGAUGGAGUGUCUGAACUGGUGAAUGAUCCUGUUGGUAGUAAUGUACUUGAUCCUGUCCCAUUUUUUGAGUCACCAUUCCUUCAGAACAAAAUCAUGCCUGUGCCAACCAUUCUUUUCAAACCACCAUCAGCGACCAUUAAACCGGCAUCAGAGCUUACUACAAGUCUUCCUACAACUACAGUCAGUAAUAUCAAUGGUUUGCCCCACAUAACUAACUUCACACUGGCAGAUGUGUCAUGGCUGUUGGACUACUUUGAUUCUGAGAAUCAACUCAUUGUUGUAACCAAUGACAGCUUGAUAAACAACUCAACCUACCUGGUUGGUGAAUUGCCAAAAAAUUUAGAGGUUCUUGAGAAUGCAGAGAAAUGCACAACCCCUGAUGGAGAAAUUGGAUUCUGCCGCACCAUGCCAAGUUGUGUGCAGGAAGAAUUCAUGGAUGACUACCAGACUUUUAUCAAGUACUUUUGCUCCAUUGGAAGGUAUGCUGGUGUGUGCUGUCCUUAUCACUUCUUAAAUAAUGACAUCUUACUUACAACAGAAAUUCCAGCUGUUGAUUAAAUAAUCAUUUUGAAAAUUAAUUAAAAUUGUGAGAAAUCAGGA